Messenger RNA from Amoebophrya sp. A25, 2025 nucleotides. The record is from the annotation of a GenBank genome assembly. NCBI's taxonomy places the organism in Eukaryota, Dinophyceae, Syndiniales, Amoebophryaceae.
UGGAAUCUCAACGCACACGCUGGACAAGACUUCGAGACGAAUUGAAGGCGAAGACUGAAGGUGAUGGUCGUGAAGGUGGGAGCUCGGGUCAAAGUUCAUCAACAUCCGAUGGAGCAAGCUUGUCGUACGCGAGUAUCUUGAAGAAAAUAGGAGAAGGAGAAACUGCAGGGAUUCUGCCGGACUCAUUUUCUUCUACAGCUUCCGCAGAAACAAGUAGAACAACUACAAUAAAGAGCAGUAAGAACCAAGAUCCAGCCAUCGCUAUAUUGCAAAGUCGUAGUGCAGCAGCAGCUUCACCUUUAGCUGUCCCUGACCGUGUGGAAGAUAGACUGUCUGAAGAUUUGCACCAACUCGGACAGGCGGCUUCUUCUGGAUCGUUCUUGGCUUAGCUCAAGUAGUACAAGUUGUACUUACUCCUUAGUUGUACUAGUACAAGGUGUACCUCUACCUCUACGCCUUAAUACUACUUAGUACUACAACAAGGUGUACUUCUACGCGGCCCCCUUAUAAUGUAGUAGUUGUAGUUAUCCGCGACGAUGAUAGAAAUCACUCCUUCAAUCCUUGAAGCGGUUUUUGGCGUUUUUGCUUCCCCUGACGUGAAAAACAAGGCAGACGCUUUGAAGAAAAUCACUGAACUACCUAUUGCGGUUAUUGGUCCUAGGGGAUGGGGUGAUGAGAAGGUCGUGGAUGUUGUAGAAGAAGGGAGAGUCGGGACCACUCUAGGUCCAGUUGCAGGUGCACCAGAAGUUGUUGUAGACUCUGACGCUGUCGGACAAGAAGCACAAGGAGGGUCCUCGUCUGCAACUACUACGACUGGAGGAGCCGAAGCGACCACGACUGGAGGAGAGGAAGGAACAGAUCCAGGUACUCCUUCUCCUUCAGACCAACAAGUACAGCAAGCAGACUCUAUUUCUAUACCACCAUCAAGACCAACACCCGAUGAUCGAAGAACACCAGUUGUUGUAGACUCUGACGCUGCUGGACUUGAUGAUCGAACACCAGGUCCAGAUCAACAAGAAACGCUGGUAAGAAUAGAUCACAUCACGGAAAAGGAAGCGGAUGCGCUUUUUGGAGGUGGUUUUAGUGCCUUCGAAAACGCAUGUAGUGGAGGUCUUUUACCUCCCAAGCUGGACGUAGGAGGAGCACCUUCUGGGAAGAUACUAGUAGAGUCCAAGAAAUUUCCUUCCAUCCUAGUUUUCGCAGAUAAAAAACAAGCUGUCGACUCCAACUCCGCCAAUUCCGGCUUUGGCUCGUCUGCUGGGUCUGCUGUUCAAGAUCAAUAUGGUACUCAAUCCCAGAAGGGUCCACAACAUCUAUCUGCCGGUUGUCAGCUACUAAAACGAGGUAUGUGGGAGUAUCUAAGACGCGCUUACGAUAAAGACGGAGGUGGAGCAACUGGAGGAGCAAGUGCGUUUUCAGAUGCAGCGCCGUCCAGUGUUGAGCCUUUCUUGCCCGAUGUUAGCGCUGCUACAAAUGUCGACGCAACCGGUGAGACAGCUGCUCCAGCUGCGACUCUACAUGGUAAAAAGAAUGGUGACCUCAGUCGUCUUUACAAUCCCACAAAUGACGAUGCUGACGAGCACUAUUAUCGCCCACUCCGCAUUCCUCGAGCAUUCAAUGACGUCUGUCAGCGGCAAGCAGAGCUCUUGCAGAAACGUUGCGAAAUGGGAUACAAAAAACGAGCGUUACAAUUUGCAGCGGCUAAAGCGAAAGGUCGUGAAGAUCAUGGUGAUCAUGGUAUUAAGCCUGAGAGUCACAAUAAUGGAGGUACAUCAACAAGGAAACACGAAAGACAUUUACCACCGAAUGCCACUGUCGAAGAAUGGAGAAAAGCUCAUGGCAUUCCUGAGAAGAGCAGCGUAGUCAUACGGUGUAUUCCUCUAGACAAAUGGGAUCCUAGUAAACCACAAAUGAUACAGACAAUAGCGGAGUUGCCUGGGAAGCAGUUUCAAGUACCUGACAGUUCUUUUCGAGAGUUUUUGGGCAGAUGAUAGAUUUAUUUGUAGAUGAAGCUCGCUGUUAAAG